Molecule: messenger RNA, 1186 nt
Organism: Mesocricetus auratus (golden hamster)
Lineage: Eukaryota; Metazoa; Chordata; Mammalia; Rodentia; Cricetidae
Product: interferon alpha-inducible protein 27-like protein 2
Exons: 6
Coding region: 353-1030 (225 amino acids)
Biological process (GO): apoptotic signaling pathway
Cellular component (GO): membrane; mitochondrion
Source: RefSeq, a predicted model, not a curated record
AGAAACACAUCCGGGAUCUGGUAGGGGUGGAUGGGAGGGUAGAGCUGUGGUUGGUGGUGGGUGUGAUUUCAGUAUACUCAGGAAAUCUAUACUGGGUAAGGCCAAGUGAGAAACAGCUGUUUCCUGAAACCCCUAGUCUUAGGGUUUUGAUGAGGAGAAUUUUGAUGGGGUGAUUCAGCAAACGCCCUUGAAGGCUGAGAGGAGACCAGUGUACAGUCCCUCUCUGACCCCCCAUUUGUUCUCAUGAAGACGCCAUCAGCCAUGGAACAAAUCACUUGUAGUGUCUGAAAUGGUUCCUGAUUCCCCAUGAAUUUAACAGGUUUGGGUCCUUUUGGAAUCUCUACUGGGCUCCAUGGCAUUGUCGGGAGCAGGCACACUGGUGGUUUCUCUUGUCUCUAAGAUCACAGCUUCAGCAGCCAUGGCCAAAGCUGGAGGGGCAGUCUCUGGAGCAAUACUAGCUGGCUCACAGGGGCUCAACCUGUUAGCCCAGACUGCCCUGGGCUCUGGAGCAUCUGCACUUGGAUCAUCCUUGGGAGCACUGAAGGUUGGCACCAUCCUAUCGGCAUGCCCUGCCUCUGUCUUGGCUGUUUGUCCCACUGCAGCCAAGGCUACUGUUGCUGUGCUUGGGGGAGCCAUGACUGUAGCUGCUGUGCCCCCCGCGUUGAGUGCUGUGGGCUUCACAGGGACAGGAAUUGCUGCCUCCUCUCUAGCUGCUAAGAUGAUGUCCUUGUCAGCCAUUGCGAAUGGGGGUGGAGUUGCGGCUGGUGGCUUGGUGGCCACUCUGCAGUCAGUGGGAGCCGCUGGACUGUCCACGUCAUCUCAAGUCCUCUUGGGUUCUGCAGGAACUGCCCUUGUGGCCAGUGUCAUGGGCAUGUGUGGGAGUUCCAACCCUUCUCUACCCGGAGAAGAGGCUGGGAAAGCAGAGGUGACACCUCCCAGCUUGUCCAACUCAGAGAGUGGCAAGUUAACCCCAGGGGACGAUCUGUCCUCCUGUGCUCAGCAUUGUAGCCAGUGUGAUGGGCAUCUGUGAGAAUUCCAGCCCUGCUCCUCUCUGAGACUUGGAAUCAGAAGAGACACCUCCCAGCUAUUCCAACCCAGACAAGGAUCAGUUAUCUCCAGGAGACAAACAGCCAAUGGUAAAUGCCUCUUUGGAAAUAAGAAAUAAAACUAAUUGUUGUGCCAGGCA